CCUCUGCACGCGCAGCAACAGCCGAGCCCACGAAGAAGAAAAAGAAGAAGAAGAAGAAGAAGUAGUUUCUCUUUAGUUAUUUUCCUCCGAAGAACAAGUGCAGAAAGAGAGCGAGAGGAGGGCCAUGACACGCGACUAGAGAGUCGCCUUCGUGUAGUGGACCCUCGUUUUAUUCACCGAGAUGAACACAGACGUGAAGCUCGCGCUGCUGGUCCUCGCGCUGUGCGUCGCGGUGCAGCGGUCCGACUCUGCGGCCUGCCAUGGCUGCGUGGGAUCUAAAUGUGACUGCAGCGGAGUGAAAGGAGGCAAGGGUGAACGGGGUUUCCCCGGUCUCACCGGACAGCCAGGGGUCCCGGGCUUCCCCGGACCUGAGGGGCCCAUCGGGGGCAGAGGAGAGAAGGGAAGUGACGGGCCUCAUGGACUUUACGGUCCUAAAGGAAUCAGAGGGCCCUCCGGGUUGCCAGGAUUUCCAGGAACGCCAGGACUUCCAGGUCUGCCCGGGCAGGACGGACCGUCGGGCCCGAGAGGCGUUGCAGGGUGCAACGGGACAAAGGGUGAAAGCGGUUUCCCAGGAAAUUCAGGAAUUCCCGGACAGCAAGGACGAUCGGGACCACCGGGUCUGCCAGGACAAAAGGGCGACCCGGGCGACGUGAUCUCCACCAAUCGCUUUGGAGAGAACGGAGCGGUGGGCCUUCCCGGACUGCCCGGCGUUUCUGGGUCUCCGGGACCCGCCGGUCUGCAGGGUCCCCUCGGGCCUCCGGGUCUCCAAGGCUACGAGGGUCGCUCGGGGUCUCCAGGUCUUCCCGGACCAAAGGGCAACAUGGGGUUGAACUUCCAAGGGCCCAAAGGAGUGAAGGGGGACGAGGGUCUAGCAGGACCUCCUGGUCCUCCGGGUCAAGUCGGAGAACAGAAGCGAUCCCCGGAGACGGAGAUCCAGAGAGGAGACAAGGGCGACCCGGGGAUCCCCGGUUCCCACGGCGACAGCGGCUACCCAGGACCCCCCGGUCCCUCUGGAGGCCACAAAGGAAACAAGGGAGAGCCAGGUGAAGCGGGAAAACGAGGCAAGUCAGGCAAAGAUGGCGACCCCGGCUCUUCAGGCUUCCCCGGAGGCAAAGGAGUCUCCGGCCUGCCGGGUCCUCCGGGCCGAGACGGCGACAGAGGUCUCAAUGGGGACCGCGGGUACCCCGGCCCACCAGGAGUGGUGCUCGGCGGGCAGACGGGAGGUCUGAUCGGCCCCAAAGGGGAGUCCGGCUUCCCCGGGUCCCCCGGGAUCAAAGGAGACCGAGGACCCACCGGUCUAUCCGGACCUCCGGGCGCCCCGGGAUUCUCGGGCGGCGGUGGCGGCGGCGGUCAGCCCGGAUCUCCGGGCUUCCCGGGAGACAGGGGUCAGAAGGGGGACCUCGGUGCUCCGGGUCUGUCUCUGCCGGGUCAGCCGGGUCGCUCGGGGUCUCCCGGUUCCCAGGGCCCGCCGGGGCUCCCCGGACCCCCGGGCUUCUCCACCGGCGGACAGAACUGCGUCUCCGGCGGGCCCGGGCGUCCCGGCGUGCAGGGAGAGCGAGGCUACCAAGGAGGCUCCGGCCACAAGGGUGAAAAAGGCACCACCUGUGUGAACUGCUUCGGAGACACCACCGGCAUCUCUGGACCCGCCGGGCCCGCCGGGCAGCCCGGUUUCCCUGGAUCUCCGGGCUCCACAGGCAUCAAAGGAGAUCGGGGCUACCCGGGAACGCCGGCCACCGUGGGACCGUCCGGUCCCUCCGGUCCUCCGGGUUCUCCGGGAUUCCCCGGCGAGAAGGGAGAGCCGGGCGACGCCCUCACGGUCAGCGGCGUGCGGGGCGGGAAGGGCGACACCGGUUUCCCCGGAGGUCCCGGUCUGCCCGGUCUGGACGGGCAACCCGGUCGCGACGGACAGCCCGGAUCCUCCGGAGCCAAAGGAACACCCGGCUCGCAGCUGGUCAAAGGAGAACGAGGAAUCCCCGGUGAGAACGGUUCCCCGGGUAACCCUGGAGACCGUGGUUCUCCGGGAGGCCCUGGCUUUGGACCUGGGGGGUCUUCGGGAGAGAAGGGGAUCCAGGGGGUCUCAGGAAGACCCGGAAGCUCCGGUGCAUCUGGUGCUAAAGGUGAACCGGGCCUGGCGGUGGCUGAGAAAGGUUUACCGGGACCCAGAGGACUGGACGGCUCGUCGGGACUCCCCGGAUCACCGGGUACAUCGGGUGGACCCGGACAGAACGGCUUCCCUGGCUUGCCGGGAACAAAGGGGGACCCUGGAUUCCCAGGCAUCGGACUACCGGGACCCCCGGGGGUCAAAGGAUUCCCAGGUACCCACGGCCAGCCAGGAUCUCCUGCAGGACCAGGAAGACCGGGAGUCGAUGGACUCCCCGGCCAGCCCGGAUUUCCUGGAUCCAAGGGCGAGCCCGGCUUUGGACUUCCCGGCCCCGCAGGUAUACCGGGAGUACCCGGAGGUAAAGGUUUCACCGGACCAAAGGGAGACCCUGGCUUCUCCGGCGGUCCCGGUUCACCUGGGCGCUCUGGAUUCGAUGGAUCUCCGGGAUCUAAAGGUGACUCCGGUACACCGGGUAUCCCCGGAGCUCGGGGCCCAUCUGGAACCCCCACCUCUGGCUCACUGGGGCAGCCAGGCUCCCCUGGACUCCCUGGCCCACUUGGACCACCAGGGUUCCCUGGAUCAAACGGAGGGAAGGGAGACCCCGGCCCUCCAGGUCAAGACAUCCCCGGUCUGCCGGGGGACAGAGGGAGUCCCGGUUUCCCCGGUUCCUCUGGAUCGGUCGGUACGCCAGGACCUCCUGGAGGAUCUGGGCGGGACGGCCUGCCUGGACUGCCAGGUCAGAAAGGAGACCACGGUCCCUUGGGAACCCCAGGACCUUCUGGAGGCCCAGGGGGCCCCGGCGGACCCGGCGCUUCCGGCUUUAAAGGUGAUCCUGGAUUCCAAGGCAGGGACGGCAAUCCUGGCGGUCCGGGUUUCAAAGGAGACAGGGGUGAGGCCGGCCUCCAGGGACCCCCAGGGACCAGCGAUCCACCAUUGCUUACAAAAGGAACCAAAGGAGAUCCUGGAUUACCAGGUGCUCCAGGUCUUUCCGGUCAGAAAGGCAUCCCCGGUCUCUCCGGUGACCCCGGACUGUCAGGGUCCGAUGGACGUCCUGGACUUCCCGGACCACCGGGGCCCAAGGGAGAUCCUGGUCUCUCAGGCGGCCCAGGAGGUCCUGGAGGUCCAGGAGGAAAAGGCGGCAUGGGAGAAAUGGGUUUCCCAGGACCAUCGGGGCAGAAGGGUCUCCCGGGUCAGUCCGGUAGGUCAGGCUCUCCAGGACAGCCGGGAGGACCUGGUUUCCCCGGAGCCAAAGGUGAACCAGGCUCUGCUGGAGUCGGACCACCCGGACUAUCUGGACAUAAGGGUGAACCAGGUCAGUCAGGGUUUCCUGGAAGUUCAGGACUUAAAGGAACACCAGGAUCACCCGGUCUCCCAGGUAUCUCAGGAGGGCAGGGUCAUAAGGGCGACCUCGGACUCCCAGGAUUCCAAGGUUCUCCAGGUAUCCCCGGUCCUAAGGGUCUUGAUGGCGGGCCCGGUGGUCCAGGCCUCAAUGGAGGUCCCGGUAGACCAGGAGAAUCUGGCCGACCAGGAGGACCAGGGUUGCCAGGCGACAAGGGUCAGGCAGGUCGGGACGGGAUCCCGGGACCGUCUGGAAUCAAAGGAGACCCAGGUCUUCCCGGUUACGGCGGACCCGGUACUUCUGGGCUUCCAGGGUUGCCAGGGACGAAGGGAGACCCUGGUCUUCACGGCCCGUCUGGCAGCCCCGGUUUCCCUGGAAGCAAAGGAGAAGCCGGUUACCCCGGAUCCCCCGGUCCUUCAGGCAACGGCGGUCCUGCCGGACCUCAGGGACAUGCUCUGCAGGGACCCAAAGGACUCCACGGAACCCCCGGACCACCAGGAAGAGGAGGUUCCCCCGGACCACAGGGCCCCCGAGGCCCCGGAGGGAGCGGCGGCGUUCAGGGAGAAAAGGGGAUUCCUGGCACUCCUGGACAGCCGGGAUUCCUGGGACAGAAGGGAGAUAGUGGCGGUCCUGGAUUCCCAGGUCCCGGUGGUAUUCCCGGUGGUUCUGGUCUAAAGGGAGAUAACGGUCUGCCCGGCGUUCCUGGAUUCCCUGGAACGAAGGGAGACCCUGGACUCUCCGGCGGCAGCGGUCUUUCUGGAGAUCCCGGAGGUGUCGGAGCGACUGGCCCUCCCGGUAACCCCGGUGUGGCUCCGGCUCCCUUCGUGGUGAAGGGGGAGCGAGGACUCCCUGGUCCCCAGGGCCUGCCUGGCGGUCGUGGACUUCCUGGUUCUUCUGGGCGAGACGGACUCCUCGGUAACCCCGGUGACUCUGGGGCCUCCGGUCUGGAGGGUCCUCCGGGCUUCAGCGGCCCCUCCGGUCGGAAGGGAGACAACGGACCCGCCGGUCAGCCCGGUCAGCGGGGAUACCCCGGUCCCCCUGGUUCCGACGGUCCGCAGGGAAUUCCCGGUCCUCCAGGAUCCCUCUCCGCAGCCCACGGCUUCCUCAUCACCCGGCACAGCCAGGGUACGGAGGUGCCCUACUGCCCCGACGGAACCGGCCUCAUCUACGACGGAUACUCCCUGCUGUACGUGCAGGGCAACGAGAGAGCCCACGGACAGGACCUCGGCUCGGCCGGCAGCUGUCUGCGCAGGUUCAGCACCAUGCCCUUCAUGUUCUGCAACAUCAACAACGUCUGCAACUUCGCCUCCCGCAACGACUACUCCUACUGGCUGUCCACGCCGGAGCCCAUGCCCACGUCCAUGGCGCCCAUCACCGGAGAGGGCAUCAAGCCGUUCAUCAGCAGGUGCUCGGUGUGUGAAGCUCCGGCCAUGGUGAUCGCGGUCCACAGUCAGACCAUCCAGAUUCCCACUUGCCCUGCAAACUGGGAAGCCCUGUGGAUCGGAUACUCCUUCAUGAUGCACACCAGUGCGGGUGCGGAGGGCUCCGGCCAGGCGCUGGCCUCCCCCGGCUCCUGCCUGGAGGAGUUCCGCAGCGCCCCGUUCAUCGAGUGCCACGGCAGAGGCACCUGCAACUACUACGGCAACUCGUACAGCUUCUGGCUGGCCACCGUGGAGCCGUCCGAGAUGUUCAGGAAGCCCCAGUCGGAGACUCUCAAGGCGGGUAACCUCCGGACGCGCGUCAGCCGCUGCGUGGUCUGCAUGAAGAGGACGUAACGGCAACGACCGAUAACGGAGAGAUGUUCUGAUGACGGGGGACGAGUGGAGAGGGGGAGGAGGGGAGACGGAGAGGCAUUAAGAGGUUGAACGCCGAUGGUGCAUUGUCCUCCCGGAUACAUCUUCCAACUUUAAAACAAUGGUGCUACUGUGCAACACAGCUUUAAAAGAAAGAAAAAGAGAGAAAUAACUAAAAAAAAGAAAGACGUAAACAAAUCGUACAUUUAUUCUUUGUUUUUAAGAAGUACCUCAAAAGACAUCCACUUAAUAAACAACAACAGGUGCCACGCGAUGGAAGGGCAUUCUUCCAUUCUUUCCCUUCUUUCUGAUCGUUUCUCUUCUUUUAAAAACAACAUUUCUAGACAGAAGUGCUCCUUCCUUUUCCUUCGUUCUUCUUUUGGCGUUAUUGGCGAGGAGUGGAUCCCCGAGAUCGGCACUUUGACUUCGGAAACAUCCGAGAUGAGAGACGCACUGACGACGAGCUUCUCCUUCGCGAGACCGCCUUCUGUUUAAUCGUUCCCAGCUCUCCAUUCACACGCUCUGUCUCUCUGGCUCCGUCAUUCUUCCUGUCGUUUUUUAACGUUACAUUUGGUGGUACUAACCCUGCUGGAGCCCCGCCUUCUAACCGUAAAGCCCCAACACCUACUUCCUCUUUACCUUUUAUUUUUAUUUUGUAAGUAAUAAAAUGUGUAUAUUGUGUAAAACACCUUUUUUUUGUUCUUUGGUGUAGACGGUCCAGUAUCGGUACUGGCUGUUUGUUAUAAGACACAUUCUCCAGGUUCUCUUUUUGCACACACACACACACGCACACACACACACACACACACACACACGGAUGCGUUCACACACAGAUACACACAUUCAACGCUCACUGACACUCCACUCAAGAUAUUGUACAAAGUAAGGCUUUUAUUGAAUGAAACAGUAUUUUAUAGAGAAUAAAUAUAUAUUUGAAAAUAAAAAGAGGAUAAAAAGGUUAUAUGAACUUUAUUCGGCUGCGGGGAAUCGAUUGUUCGCUGUUUUCAAACAAAGGUUGCGCAUUUUCACCGAAAUUCUAAACGGAGCCCCGUUCCCUGAACCAUAAGUUGUAUGAUAUGAACGAUGUACUCGAUGUGUAGAAGAGAGUUAAAGGGGAUUUGCUUCAUAGGUAGUGAAUUAAUUGGGGGAACGUUCCAGAUAUUUGUGCAAACAUUUUUUAAAUAUGGAUUUUUGGCUCCUUGAUUAGAAAAAAACUUAUUUUUUUGUGUAUUUUUAUUUUAUUUUUACAUUUCCAGGUGCUGGGCUUUGCUUGUAAAACCAAUUUUAAAAAAUAAAAAGAGGGCCUGAGGUAUUUUUGGGCCCGUUUUGCACCCGAAAACCUUUAAAUUCACUUUCGCUGGCUUGAGUUUGUAUCCCAAAAAAAUAUUAAAUUAGCAACAGAUGUUUUGGGGGAGGGAGGGAAGAAUUUUAUUUUGUUUCCUUUGAUUUUAUGUUUUUUUUUUUUUUAACUGCUUUUAUUAAUUCUAAUUAUGUCAACCUGGGGUGUGCGAUUUAAAAAUUUGUAUUUUUUUUCUUUUUUUGUGUUUAUUUUACAUGUUAUGUUAUCCAGAAGUUGUUAUAAACUUUUAAGAUUGAAAUAAAUACUAUGUCCAAAAGUGA
This is a messenger RNA of Pseudoliparis swirei, 6853 nucleotides long. It is a transcript of the gene col4a5, whose product is annotated as collagen, type IV, alpha 5 (Alport syndrome). The coding region runs from base 182 to 5215 and encodes 1677 amino acids. Lineage: Eukaryota; Metazoa; Chordata; Actinopteri; Perciformes; Liparidae. Gene Ontology annotation, molecular function: extracellular matrix structural constituent. The record is from RefSeq and is a predicted model, not a curated record. Gene Ontology annotation, cellular component: collagen trimer. The transcript has 49 exons.